Messenger RNA from Drosophila obscura, 1414 nucleotides. RefSeq names its product gamma-butyrobetaine dioxygenase. Gene Ontology annotation, molecular function: oxidoreductase activity. Bases 51 to 1277 code for a protein of 408 amino acids. The transcript is spliced from 2 exons. The record is from RefSeq and is a predicted model, not a curated record. Gene Ontology annotation, cellular component: mitochondrion. Gene Ontology annotation, biological process: carnitine biosynthetic process. Lineage: Eukaryota; Metazoa; Arthropoda; Insecta; Diptera; Drosophilidae.
ACAAGCUCAUUCCGUUGGCAGAAGACGUCGCCGUUGGUUGUGUGUGCGAAAUGUUUCAAGCGGAGGAGCCGCAACUAAGCCGAGCCCUGGAACGGCGUCAGCCGAGGCCGGAGCUGCACCUGCAGCAGGAUCAUCUGCGAAUGGUGAUCGUCAAGAGUCCUGGCAAGCUGGACAUGCAGUUCCCGGACAUCUGGCUGCGCGACAAUUGCCGCUGCGGCGAGUGCUACCUGCCCCAAACGCUGAGUCGCCUGCCCCAGCUCUGGAACAACCUGGACACGAGUGUGCGGGCGCAGCAGCAGAGCGUGGAUGUGGAGCAGCAGAUGCUGUACAUCCAGUGGUCCGACGGCCACGCCUCCCAGUAUCCCUUCGCCUGGCUGCGGGAGCGCGACUUCUCGCUGGCAAACCGCACGCGAUACCUGAGCGACUUUUACCGCCCCGAGCCGCGGCACUGGAGCGGCUUGGAGUUCGAGCACAUCCGUCGCGAGUUCCAGUACCAGGAACUGCUGGCCAGCGACGAGGCGCUCCUGCAGUGGCUCCACCAUCUGGCAGUGUACGGAGUGGCGCUGGUCAGGCAGGCGCCCCUCGAGUUUGACGUGCUGCGGCGGCUGUGCAACCGCGUGGGCUUCAUGCGUCGCACCACCUACGGCGAGGAGUUCAGCGUGCGCGCCCAGCCGGGGGCCAGCAACUACGCCUACCUGGCUGCGCCCCUGCCCCUGCACACGGACAUGCCGUACUUCGAGUACAAGCCCGGCGUGACGCUCCUGCACACGCUGGAGCAGUCCGAUUCGCCGGGCGGUGUGAAUCUCCUGGCGGACGCCUACCACGUAGCGGAUCUGAUGCGCGAACGGUAUCCGGAACAGUUCCGGGUGCUCACUCAGACGCCCGUCGAUUGGGCGGACAUUGGCCGCGACGGGGAGCUGGAGUUCCACAACAUCUGGCGUGCCCCAGUCAUCAACCUGGACGCCGAGGGUCGUCGGUAUGUGCGCAUCAACCACAGCAUUCCGCAGCGGGAUAGCCACUUCAGUGUGCCGCUGGAUCAGGUCCGUCCCUGGUACGAGGCGAUGGCCCUGUUCGUUCGCCUGGCCAACGAACAGGCAUGCAGCUUCAAGACCACACCCGGCGAUGUGCUCACAUUCAACAACCUGCGCCUGGUACACGGCCGCACGGGGUACGACGACACGGACCGCAAUGUGCGACACCUCGUUGGCGCCUUCCUCGACUGGGACAUUGUCUACUCACGCCUGCGCGUCCUCAGGCAUGGCGGAACCAACACUUGAACAAACCCAUCGAGUGCCACUAAAUUCUAAGUUCAAUUCACUUAAUCAAGACUCCAUCAACGACACGUGACUGCCAGUCAUCGGGAUUGGCAGUGGGCAGUGGCCAUAAUUGUAGUCCCUGAAUAAACAUAGUUAUU